AUGGCACCUCCCGGCUUCCAGCAUUGGCGCUCUAACAUGCCUCAUGGUCAACCCUUCCAUCCCUGGGGCUGGCACGCACACCGCUUCGGCCGCUUCGGUUUCGGGCGGCGUCUCUUCUGGUUCGGCUUUGGCGCAAUCGCCGCUACGGCGUGGGCCCGUCAUCAUGCAACGCGGAGGAGCAUCGAGGGCAACUAUGAACGUGGAGAAUGGGAUGGAGGCGUGAACGCCGGGUGCCGUCGCGUUGAAUACACCCCGCGUCUGGUCCCUGAAGAGGAGAAACCGAGGCAUUGGGGAUGGGGUCAUCAUGGCUGGCAUCACCAUCGCCGCGAACAGCAGGUUGCGCAAGCAGCGCCUGCUUCUGCACAAGCUGCCGCGCCAAACCCGCCUUCCCCUGCAAGCACAUCGAUCGCCACUGUAGAGCAACAGUGGGAAGAGGAUAUGCGCAACUACUCGCGACAGGCCUCUGAACGUGUAACGGAGAUGUCCGAGGCAACGAUUGACUCUCUCGUCUCCGGCUUACAGGGCCUCAAGACGCGGCUGGCCGAGCGCCGCACUGAGAUGCAAAAGCAGCUCUCCGAUGACGAACGUAAACGUCAAUAG
This is a messenger RNA of Peniophora sp. CBMAI 1063, 600 nucleotides long. The record is from the annotation of a GenBank genome assembly. Lineage: Eukaryota; Fungi; Basidiomycota; Agaricomycetes; Russulales; Peniophoraceae.